Messenger RNA from Athene cunicularia (burrowing owl), 3408 nucleotides. RefSeq names its product adaptor related protein complex 1 subunit beta 1 (gene AP1B1). Lineage: Eukaryota; Metazoa; Chordata; Aves; Strigiformes; Strigidae. The transcript is spliced from 25 exons. The coding region runs from base 206 to 3085 and encodes 959 amino acids. The record is from RefSeq and is a predicted model, not a curated record. Gene Ontology annotation, molecular function: clathrin binding. Gene Ontology annotation, cellular component: membrane coat; clathrin adaptor complex. Gene Ontology annotation, biological process: intracellular protein transport; vesicle-mediated transport.
UUAAAGCUGUGUCCAAGGAAGGUGUCUGUAGCAGCGCCUAGCAGGACCCUUCUGCUGCGUGUCACGACAGGAUCUGCAGUCAGGCACAGAGAAGUGCUGCGGCGCUGCCUGGGAGCUCCCGCUGUUCGCUGGAGAGCCAUCGACCUAGACAGGGAAUAAAGGCUCUGAAUAAACCCCAGGGACGUGCUGCUAACUGGAGACCACCAUGACGGACUCGAAGUACUUCACCACCACGAAGAAAGGGGAGAUAUUUGAGCUGAAAGCUGAACUGAACAGUGACAAGAAAGAGAAGAAGAAGGAGGCCGUCAAGAAGGUGAUAGCAUCCAUGACUGUUGGCAAAGAUGUCAGCGCUCUCUUCCCGGACGUGGUGAACUGCAUGCAGACAGACAACCUGGAGCUGAAGAAGCUGGUCUACCUCUACCUGAUGAACUAUGCCAAGAGCCAGCCGGACAUGGCCAUCAUGGCAGUCAACACCUUUGUGAAGGACUGUGAGGACCCAAACCCUCUGAUCCGGGCUCUGGCUGUGCGGACCAUGGGCUGCAUCCGUGUGGACAAGAUAACGGAGUAUCUCUGCGAGCCCCUGCGGAAGUGCCUGAAAGACGAGGACCCUUACGUGCGCAAGACUGCAGCCGUCUGCGUGGCAAAGCUCCACGACAUCAAUGCCCAGCUGGUGGAGGACCAGGGCUUCCUGGACACCCUUAAAGACCUCAUCUCAGACUCCAACCCCAUGGUAGUGGCCAAUGCGGUAGCGGCGCUCUCAGAAAUAGCAGAGUCUCACCCAAGCAGUAACCUCCUGGACCUCAACCCCCAGUCCAUCAACAAGCUGCUCACGGCCCUGAACGAGUGCACUGAGUGGGGACAGAUCUUCAUCCUGGACUGCCUGGCAAACUACAUGCCCAAGGAUGACCGGGAAGCCCAGAGCAUUUGCGAGCGGGUGACGCCCCGGCUGUCCCACGCCAACUCAGCAGUGGUGCUCUCGGCGGUGAAGGUGCUGAUGAAGUUCAUGGAGAUGCUGUCGAAGGACCUGGAUUAUUAUGGCACGCUGCUAAAGAAGCUGGCCCCACCGCUGGUCACUCUGCUCUCUGCAGAGCCUGAGCUGCAGUAUGUGGCUCUCCGCAACAUCAACCUCAUUGUGCAGAAAAGGCCUGAGAUCCUGAAGCACGAGAUGAAGGUGUUCUUUGUGAAGUACAACGACCCCAUCUAUGUCAAACUGGAGAAGCUGGACAUCAUGAUCCGUCUGGCUUCCCAGGCCAACAUUGCUCAGGUGCUGGCAGAGCUGAAGGAGUACGCCACGGAGGUGGACGUGGAUUUUGUAAGGAAGGCAGUUCGGGCCAUCGGCCGCUGUGCCAUUAAGGUGGAGCAAUCAGCCGAGCGCUGUGUCAGCACCCUGCUCGACCUCAUCCAGACCAAAGUCAACUACGUGGUGCAGGAGGCCAUUGUCGUCAUCAAGGACAUCUUCCGCAAGUACCCCAACAAGUACGAGAGUGUCAUUGCCACUCUUUGUGAGAACCUCGACUCCCUGGACGAGCCUGAGGCCCGGGCUGCCAUGAUCUGGAUCGUGGGAGAGUACGCCGAGCGGAUCGACAAUGCCGACGAGCUGCUGGAGAGCUUCCUGGAGGGCUUCCAUGAUGAGAGCACCCAGGUCCAGCUGCAGCUGCUGACGGCCAUUGUGAAGCUGUUUCUGAAGAAGCCCACCGAGACACAGGAGCUGGUGCAGCAGGUGCUGAGCUUGGCCACGCAGGACUCCGACAACCCUGACCUGCGGGACCGUGGCUACAUCUACUGGCGCCUGCUCUCCACUGACCCCGUGGCCGCCAAGGAGGUGGUGCUGGCGGAGAAGCCCCUCAUCUCCGAGGAGACGGACCUGAUCGAGCCCACACUCCUGGACGAGCUGAUCUGCUACAUCGGGACGCUGGCCUCCGUCUAUCACAAACCUCCCAGCGCCUUCGUGGAGGGGAGCAGAGGGGUGGUGCACAAGAGCUUGCCCCCACGAACGGGCUCGAGUGAGAGUGCUGAGAGCCCCGACACAGCCCCCUCGGGCGUGCAGGCGGCAGAGCAGCCGGCUGUCAUCCCCACUCAGGGCGACCUUCUGGGUGACCUGCUGAACCUGGACCUGGGCCCGCCGGUGAGCGGGCCUCCCCUCGCCACCUCUGUGCAGAUGGGCGCUGUGGACCUCCUCGGAGGUGGCUUGGACAGCCUGAUGGGGGACGAGUCGGAAGGGCUGCGAAGCGAUGUGGGAGGCAGCCCUGCCAUGGGUGGCAGCAACACCUUUGCACCAGCGCCCAGCACCACGGUGCCUACGACCCUGGGGGCACCCCUUGGCAGCGGCCUGGGAGACCUCUUCGACCUCACCGGUGGGGUGGGGACCCUGUCAGGAUCCUACGUUGCACCCAAAACGGUGUGGCUCCCCGCCAUGAAAGCCAAGGGGCUGGAGAUUUCUGGCACCUUCAGCCGGCAGGUGGGCUCCAUCUCCAUGGACCUUGUGCUAACGAACAAAGCCCUGCAGGUCAUGUCUGACUUUGCCAUCCAGUUCAACCGCAACAGCUUUGGCCUGGCCCCAGCAGCUCCCCUCCAGGUCCACGCUCCUCUUGCCCCCAACCAGUCCGUGGAGAUCUCCCUUCCGCUGAACACCGUUGGCUCUGUCAUGAAGAUGGACCCCCUGAACAACCUCCAGGUUGCAGUGAAAAACAACAUUGAUGUCUUCUACUUCAGCACCCUGUACCCGCUGCACAUCCUCUUUGUGGAGGAUGGAAAGAUGGAGCGGCAGAUGUUCCUGGCCACUUGGAAGGACAUUGCCAAUGAGAACGAGGCCCAGUUCCAGAUCAAAGACUGUUCUCUCAACGCAGAUGCCGUUAGCAGCAAGCUCCAAGGCAGCAACAUCUUCACCAUCGCCAAGAGGAAUGUGGAGGGCCAAGACAUGCUCUACCAGUCCUUGAAGCUCACCAACGGCAUCUGGGUGCUGGCAGAGCUCAGGAUCCAGCCCAGCAAUCCCAGCUUCACGGAUUUGGAGUUGUCCCUGAAAUGCCGUGCGCCAGAGGUGUCCCAGUACGUCUACCAAGCCUACGAAACCAUCCUGAAGAACUAAGGUGCUGCCGUAGCCCCUUUGUCCUCCUCUCUGCCCUUUCCUGCCUGAGGAAGUGGGGCAGGACCCGUGUGCAUGUCUCCUUUCCAUCCUGCCAAGGAACCAGCCCCUGGGCAUCUCCCUCCAGCCCCAGGGCCCUGAAAACGGAGCCAGUGCUCCCAUGUCCGGCGGGGCUGGGGCGAGCGGAGGAGGGCAGGGGCACCCUGGCCAGUUCCUGCAUCCCUCUAGAAAUCUGUGUGUGAGUGAUGCGGUGUCCUUGCUGAUGUUGCCCUGUCAAGAGCCCUCUUUCACUCUCUGGGUCCCUGUGACUGCUUUUUUUUUUUUUU